AUUUGAAAGGAGCUGAAUCAUACAUCGCACUUGGAUUCCCAGCAAUAUUCUGUUAACGUAUUGCUCAAACGUAUUCCCCCUUGAAUCUAGUCCCUUGCCUCCUCUCUGUCAUCAAUCAUGUCGGCCGAAUCAGCCUCUUCCAUCCAAAGAAAUCAGGUUGAUCUACUGGACUUUGUGAACUGGUCGGGCGUGGAAUGUUUAAAUCAAAACAGCAGUCACUGUCUUCCGAAUGCUCUCAAACGGGAUUACAGAGAAGACGAGGGUUUAAAUUUGGAGAGUGAUGCAGAUGAGCAGCUGUUGAUUUACAUUCCUUUUACUCAAGUUAUUAAACUACACUCUAUUGUCAUUAAAGGGCCUGAGGAGGAAGGUCCUAAAACUGUGAAACUUUUUGCCAACAAGGAGCAUAUGGGAUUCAGCAAUGUUAAUGACUACCCUCCUAGUGACACUGUUGUUUUGUCUGAGGAUGAUCUCAAGGGAAAACCAGUUAUCUUGAAGUAUGUUAAGUUUCAAAAUGUUCGCAGUUUAACAAUUUUCAUUGAGGAUAAUCAAUCUGGUUCUGAUAUUACAAAAGUUCAAAAGAUUGUUCUCUGUGGAACAACGGUGGAAACUACAGAUAUGAAAGGUUUAAAAAAGAUCGAGGAUCACUGAAUCCAUAAUUUGCCAGAGGAGAGAGAUUAUCUUUGCAUCUGAAAGCAUUUUUAGCAUCUCUUUCUCAUCAAAACAAAUGCAACGAGAUUUUUUCUUGUUAAAGAAAAAUCUAGGGAUAUACUUAAUACAAGGUUAUUUGUGGCAUUUGUAGUCUUUUCAAAUUUUCAUUCUAUGUUGAUUUUCUGUUUAUGUUAAUUGGAGACAAGUUGGUAGAAUAACUGUUUUUUGGUUUUAGCCUAUUUGUGGCAUCUUUGGUGAGGUAUAUUGGACAGAAUGGAAUUUGAUGUGCUGGUUUGAUUGGUUGCUCGAAGGGCUAUAUGCUUUGACCAACUGCCUUUGUUUUAGUGGAAAUUACUACGCAUGGUUGUUAUAUUAACAAUUAGUCGUGGUGGUGGAGCUAAAACUUUUACUUGGCGCACUAUUUACUACUAGUCCC
This is a messenger RNA of Olea europaea var. sylvestris, 1084 nucleotides long. Its product is annotated as PITH domain-containing protein At3g04780-like. The record is from RefSeq and is a predicted model, not a curated record. The transcript has 8 exons. NCBI's taxonomy places the organism in Eukaryota, Viridiplantae, Streptophyta, Magnoliopsida, Lamiales, Oleaceae. Bases 118 to 648 code for a protein of 176 amino acids.